UGUUGUGGCUAGUGUACUGGCAAGUUUAUUGCUACCAGUCUUCGUCUCAUGUUCAUGCUACAUCUGGAGAAGAAAAGGAAAAAAUAAAGAGAGAAAGGAAAAGAGGCAGCAUACUGUAUUGCUUGAUUUGGAGGCAAGAAGUAGUACAAACCUCUCAUGCAGAAAUAUGCAAACGGGAAAACAAGUUAAUUCUCAAGAGUUGCCGUUGAUCGACUUAGCUACUCUACAAAUUGCUACAAGUAACUUCUCUUUGGAGAAUAAACUUGGAGAGGGUGGAUUUGGUCCUGUUUACAAGGGUGUAUUGCCAAAUGGAAAGAAAAUUACUGUAAAAAGACUUUCAAGAGGCUCAGUGCAAGGUUCAGAAGAAUUCAAGAGCGAGGUUAACUUAAUUGCAAUACUUCAACACAGAAAUCUGGUAAGGCUCCUGGGCUGUUGCAUAGAGAGAGAAGAAAAGAUGCUUAUCUAUGAAUUCAUGCCAAAUAGCAGCCUCAAUGUCUUUCUCUUUGAUCGACAAAGAAAUGCUCAGUUGGAUUGGAGCAGGCGCUUCAGUAUUAUUAAUGGAAUUGCAAGAGGUCUUUUAUAUCUUCACGAGGAUUCUCGACUCAUAAUCGUUCAUAGGGACUUGAAAGCUAGCAAUGUUUUAUUGGAUGAGGAAAUGAAUCCAAAGAUAUCUGACUUUGGCAUGGCUAGGAUCUUUGCUGGCAACCAAAAUCAAGAUAAAACCAGUAGAGUCGUGGGGACAUUUGGGUACAUGGCUCCAGAGUAUGCUAUGGCAGGGUUAUUUUCAGUGAAGUCAGAUGUUUUUAGCUUUGGGGUUCUUCUACUAGAGAUCAUAAGUGGUAAAAGGAACAAUGGACUACAAUUACCUGAGCUUUCUCAAAGCCUCCUCGCAUAUGCAUGGAGACUAUGGUCUGAAGGAAAAGGCUUGGAUUUGUUAAAUCCUUCGAUAAUUGAUUCAUGCCCAACAAGUCAAGGGUUGAGAUGCAUCCACAUUGGGUUACUGUGUGUUCAGGAAGCAGCUGCAGAGAGACCCACAAUGUCGAAUGUUGUGGUCCUGCUGAGUAGUGAAUUCAUAGCUCUUCCUCAACCCAAGCAGCCAGCAUUUUUAGUUGAACGUCUUGUUAUUAAUUCAGAUCAAUCUUCAUCCGGUAAUAAUGUUGGAUCUGUCAACGACAUAACCAUUUCAAAUGUUGUACCUAGAUAA
Messenger RNA from Nelumbo nucifera (sacred lotus), 1204 nucleotides. Its product is annotated as cysteine-rich receptor-like protein kinase 10. Gene Ontology annotation, biological process: protein phosphorylation. NCBI's taxonomy places the organism in Eukaryota, Viridiplantae, Streptophyta, Magnoliopsida, Proteales, Nelumbonaceae. Gene Ontology annotation, cellular component: plasma membrane. The record is from RefSeq and is a predicted model, not a curated record. Gene Ontology annotation, molecular function: ATP binding; protein serine/threonine kinase activity.